Messenger RNA from Ananas comosus (pineapple), 2162 nucleotides. RefSeq names its product protein REDUCED WALL ACETYLATION 1-like. The transcript has 15 exons. Lineage: Eukaryota; Viridiplantae; Streptophyta; Magnoliopsida; Poales; Bromeliaceae. The coding region runs from base 358 to 1971 and encodes 537 amino acids. Gene Ontology annotation, biological process: xyloglucan metabolic process; xylan biosynthetic process; plant-type secondary cell wall biogenesis. The record is from RefSeq and is a predicted model, not a curated record. Gene Ontology annotation, cellular component: Golgi apparatus. Gene Ontology annotation, molecular function: acetyltransferase activity.
UGAGAUUGAAAGCAUUGGGUAUAUUUUGGAUUUAGGUUUUCGAGGGAGAUAAUUUUGUACUCCGCCUUUUAUAAAAGUAAAGUUUUCGUUACGUAAAUAUUUGCACGCUUUAUUUUUUUUCCUUUCUUUCUCUCUCUUUAUCGAUUCUUUUUUGAUAUUUUCGUGUCCGGUAAACUAGAUUUUUUUUUUUUUUUUACUUUUGUCGUAACAAACGGGUAUCAGAGUAAAUGACGAAUUUCUAACAAUUUAUAUAUAUGUAUACAUAUUGAAUUGGUUUUGUUGUCUUAUAUUUUCUCAAAUUGAAAGAACAAUUCAAAGAGGAAGAAGAAAGAGAUCUGCCACUUAGUCCUCUUAUCAAUGGAGAAUUUUGGGCCAAUAACUCCUGGCCAGGUUUCAUUGCUUGUUGGAUUUGUACCUGUGAUUGUAGCAUGGCUUUAUUCUGAGCUGUUGGUGCGCCAAAACAACUCAAAUGCUUCAGAAAUCAGCAGGUGUUCUGACGCCGAUUCUGUCGGAAACGAUUCGAAGAUUCAGUUGUUAGAGGGAGGUACUUCUCUGACACCACCUUCAGAAGUUCGCAGAUCAUCGCCGAGUUUUCUCAGGUGUCUUUUGAUGGACAAGGAUUUUUUGUUACAGAACCAUUCAACACUAAGAUCCCUGACGGAGUUUGGAGCAAUCCUGAGCUUGUAUUACGUCUGCGACCGCACGAAUCUCUUUGGCGAAUCAGAUCAGUACUACAGCAGAGAUCUUUUCCUGUUUCUGUAUUUUCUUCUUAUAGUCGUCGCGGCGAUUACAUCUCUAAAGAAACACCAGAAUCAAUCACCAGGCUCAGGAAAAUCUGUAAGGUAUCUUAACAGGGAUCAAACUGAAGAAUGGAAGGGGUUGAUGCAGGUACUUUUUGUGAUGUAUCACUAUUUCGGUGCACUGGAAACUUACAACGCGAUUCGCACUUUCAUCGCUGCGUACGUGUGGAUGACUGGGUUUGGGAACUUCUCCUACUACUACGUACGCAAAGAUUUCAGCCUUUCUCGAUUUGCUCAGAUGAUGUGGCGGCUAAAUUUUUUCGUCGCGUUUUGCUGCAUUGCUCUCGACAACCAUUACAUGUUCUACUACAUCUGCCCCAUGCACACCUUCUUCACCCUGAUGGUGUAUUGCGCGCUUGGUCUCUUCAACAAGUACAACAAGUAUGGCUGGGCCAUUGCAGCAAAAAUUGGUGCUUGCUUUUUGGUUAUUGCUGUUGUGUGGGAGGUCCCCGGCGUCUUCGACUUCGUGUGGCAUCCGUUCGCUUUCCUCCUCGGUUAUAGUGAUCCGGACGAAAGUGAACCACAUGGACCCAUGGAUGAAUGGCAUUAUCGAUCUGGGCUUGAUCGGUAUAUAUGGAUCUUGGGGAUGAUUUAUGCCUAUUAUCAUCCGACGGUUGAGAGAUGGAUGCAGAAACUUGAAGAAACCAGAGUGUGGCUUCAAAUGCUAAUCAAAGCAUCCAUAGUUGCAGUUUGUUUUGUGGUUGGUUACCUGUGGUACGAGUAUGUGUUCAAGCUCGAUAGGCGUACGUAUAUCGCAUAUCACCCCUAUACAUCAUGGAUACCGAUCACUGUGUACAUUGUUUUGAGGAACAUAACGCAGCAAUUCCGAAAUUAUACUCUUGCACUCUUUGGGUGGCUUGGAAAGAUUACGCUCGAAACUUACAUAUCGCAGUGCCACAUCUGGCUGAGAACAGGAGGGCCAGAUAAAAGAGCACGAAAAAACCUCUCUCUCAUCCCCAACUAUCCAAUGCUCAAUUUUUUGCUCACCACUGCCAUAUAUGUCACAGUUGCACAUAGAGUGUUUGGAUUGACGAACAGACUCAAGAUGGCUUUCGUGCCGAGCGGCGACGACAAGCGCAUGCUCUGCAACAUCGUCGUAGCAGCAAUCGCCGCCAUCGUACUCUACUGCUUUUCUUUGGUGGUGUUUAACGUCCCAAAGAUGCUGGCGUGAAGUAGGAUUGUCAGUGAACCGAACACGAGCGAGCUGGAGCUAGCUCAUAAACGAGAUGAACACGAGCUAGCUCGUUAAAGUAUCAAGCUAAAAAUUCAGCUCGUGUUUGGCUCGUCUAUUAACAAGCUCAACACGAGUUAGCUCAUGAGCAACAAGUUAAAAAGAUUAAAAAGGAUAUGUAUAUGAAAUAA